GCCGAGCGGCGGAGGUUCCCGUCUGGCCCGGACCUCGUGGUCGGGCGAGAGCUGUCCCUCGUGGUACAAUGGUGGUCAUGGGCCCGAAGCGGCGCGCGUCUGCUGCCCCUGCGGCGGCAGAGGAGGAGCAGCAAGCACGAGAACAGAUGCUGGAGGCGCGGCGCACGGAAGGCUCGGGUGGCUUGGAGAGCGAGGGUGUGACCCUGCAGCGCAACAUUACGCUGCUCAAUGGCGUGGCCAUCAUCGUAGGCACCAUCAUCGGCUCCGGUAUCUUCGUGACGCCUACCGGUGUUCUCAAGGAGGCGGGCUCACCCGGGCUGUCGCUGGUGGUGUGGGCCGUGUGUGGUGUCUUCUCCAUCGUGGGCGCUCUCUGCUACGCCGAACUGGGCACCACCAUCUCCAAAUCCGGCGGUGACUAUGCCUACAUGCUGGAGGUCUACGGCUCGCUGCCCGCCUUCCUCAAGCUCUGGAUAGAGCUGCUUAUCAUCCGACCCUCCUCGCAGUACAUCGUGGCGCUCGUCUUCGCCACCUACCUGCUCAAGCCGCUCUUCCCUGCCUGCCCGGUGCCCGAGGAGGCCGCUAAGCUCGUGGCCUGCCUCUGCGUGCUGCUGCUCACGGCCGUGAACUGUUACAGCGUGAAGGCUGCCACCCGGGUCCAGGAUGCCUUUGCUGCAGCCAAACUCCUGGCACUGGCCUUGAUCAUUCUGCUGGGCUUCAUCCAGAUCGGGAAGGGUAGUGUGUCCAAUCUGGAUCCAAAAUUCUCAUUUGAAGGCACCAAACUGGAUGUGGGAAAUAUUGUAUUGGCGUUGUAUAGCGGCCUUUUUGCCUAUGGGGGAUGGAACUACUUGAAUUUUGUCACAGAGGAGAUGAUCAACCCCUACAGAAACCUGCCCCUGGCCAUCAUCAUCUCCCUUCCCAUCGUCACCCUGGUGUAUGUGCUGACAAACCUGGCCUACUUCACUACCCUGUCCACCGAGGAGAUGCUGACGUCAGAGGCUGUGGCCGUGGAGUUCGGGAACUAUCACCUGGGCGUCAUGUCCUGGAUCAUCCCUGUCUUUGUGGGCCUGUCCUGCUUUGGCUCCGUCAACGGGUCCCUCUUCACAUCCUCCAGGCUGUUCUUUGUGGGGUCCAGGGAGGGCCACCUGCCCUCGAUACUCUCCAUGAUCCACCCGCAGCUCCUCACACCCAUGCCUUCUCUCCUGUUCACGUGCAUCAUGACUCUGCUGUACGCCUUCUCCACCGACAUCUUCUCCGUCAUCAACUUCUUCAGCUUCUUCAACUGGCUCUGUGUGGCCCUGGCCAUCAUCGGGAUGCUGUGGCUCCGCUACAAGAGGCCUGAGCUGGAGCGGCCCAUCAAGGUGAACCUGGCGCUCCCCGUGUUCUUCAUCCUGGCCUGCCUGUUCCUGAUUGCCAUCUCUUUCUGGAAGACCCCCGUGGAGUGUGGUAUUGGCUUUGCCAUAAUCCUCAGCGGCCUGCCCGUCUACUUUCUUGGGGUCUCCUGGAAAAACAAGCCCCAGUGGCUCCUCCAGGGCAUCAUUUCCAUGACAGUCCUUUGCCAGAAGCUCAUGCAAGUGGUCCCUCAGGAGACGUAAGGGAGAAGAGCCGGGAUUUGCUGUGCAGGGCCAGUUUCGGGCAAACGGAAAACGCACAAAGAUCAUUUUAAAACAACUCACCAACCUAAAAAUCGACUCAGCCCAUCAUCCAGGCAGCUCAGCUGAGCACCCCGCAUCAUCCCUCUACCAGGUCAGGUGCUGGGGACACUGUGAAAACUGGUACAAAUUUAGUCCCAGAAGACGAACUUUUAUCAAUAAGUCUAAAAGAGCGCAAGGCACGAAUGUGGAACUAAGAAGAGACUGGGCCUUCUGACCGACUGUGGACUUUUUGCCAAGGACCCAAGAGGGUCCUUGUCCUUUUCCACCUUUGUUUAUUUGAAUUAUUUUUUUAACUUAAUUUUUGGGUCAA
Artibeus jamaicensis (Jamaican fruit-eating bat) is the source of this 1962-nucleotide messenger RNA. It is a transcript of the gene SLC7A5, whose product is annotated as solute carrier family 7 member 5. The transcript has 10 exons. Gene Ontology annotation, biological process: amino acid transmembrane transport; neutral amino acid transport. Gene Ontology annotation, cellular component: membrane. Gene Ontology annotation, molecular function: neutral L-amino acid transmembrane transporter activity; L-amino acid transmembrane transporter activity. NCBI's taxonomy places the organism in Eukaryota, Metazoa, Chordata, Mammalia, Chiroptera, Phyllostomidae. Bases 69 to 1592 code for a protein of 507 amino acids. The record is from RefSeq and is a predicted model, not a curated record.